AUGUACGUGAAGGGCUUUUGGGGUUAUAACAAGUACACUGGCGCCAGCUCCAACCACGAAUUCCUGGCUUACUUCGAUGUGGAUGUAACUAAUAUGAUGGCGAACACCAAGAAGGUCGUCGAUGACAACUUUGCGGAGGUAAUGAACGCAAGCUCGUUCAAGCAGGUGUCACCCGAUAGUACCACUAACUCCGACGGCUGCCAGAUGAUAAACAAGAUGUGGGCUCGCGACCUCAUUAACGAGCUCCACUCCUACAAGAUGUAUUAUAUCCACCAGCGCUACCGGAGCGCAUCGCAACAGCUGCUCAAGGUCCCCGUGGGCAACCCGGUGUACCAGGACAUCGGGUUUGACGAGCCACUCGACAAGAUGGUGGUCUACCACUGGGCGUACCAGCUGAAGCAGGCCUACGACGACCUCAUGCUAAACUCCAGCAAGAUGCAUACGAAAUGGGACGAGCUAAAGAACCGCAUCAACACCAGCAUUCCGGCAUCGGACUAG
Molecule: messenger RNA, 498 nt
Organism: Babesia ovata
Lineage: Eukaryota; Apicomplexa; Aconoidasida; Piroplasmida; Babesiidae
Product: tonB-linked outer membrane family protein, putative
Exons: 1
Coding region: 1-498 (165 amino acids)
Source: RefSeq, a predicted model, not a curated record